Molecule: messenger RNA, 1649 nt
Organism: Phalaenopsis equestris
Lineage: Eukaryota; Viridiplantae; Streptophyta; Magnoliopsida; Asparagales; Orchidaceae
Product: dof zinc finger protein DOF3.6-like
Biological process (GO): regulation of DNA-templated transcription
Molecular function (GO): DNA binding; DNA-binding transcription factor activity
Source: RefSeq, a predicted model, not a curated record
CUUCGCAUAGCAGGCCACAGAGAAUCUUAGUGGCUAAGAAACACGACGUCGUCUUCUUCUUCCUACUUCCUCGUAAUCCUUUUCGUUCUCUUACUUACCAUCUCAUCUCUCGUCUCACGAAAGAAAAGCAUGAGGAAUUGUUGUCUUCGUUCAUGAAGAGAGAAAAUAUCUACUUUUUUUAUCUCUCCUCUUCUUCUCUUCUGCAACCACUCAUACUUCAUUUAACAAGCUAAAGAGGAAUCGAAGCAAGCAGCUAUGGUGUAUUCAUCUCUACCCAUCUAUCUCGAUCUACCCAACUGGAGCCAGCAAACAUCCCACCAGCCACCAAGUACGGCAGCCAUGAGCCAACCCGCUCAGCUUCCCUCCAUGAUGGCCGAUCCACCUCCCCUUCCCAUUGGUCUCCCAGGUCAGACCCGCCCGGUCUCCAUGGCCGAACGAGCUCGUCUAGCAAAAAUUCCCCAACCUGAACCAGCCCUCAAGUGCCCUCGCUGUGAAUCCAGCAACACCAAAUUCUGCUACUUCAACAACUACUCUCUCUCCCAACCACGACAUUUCUGCAAGACUUGCCGGCGCUACUGGACUCGUGGUGGAGCCCUUCGUAACGUCCCCGUUGGCGGCUGCCGCCGCAACAAGAGAACCAAAGCUGGCUCCACUUCAUCCAAAUCCACCUUUUCAACCAGUGGUUCAUCCUCCUCCGCCUCUGCUAGCAUGAGCUCAACAACCAUCCUUCCUCCGCCACCCCCUCAACUCCCUUUCAUGACGCACUUUCAACCACUCGGCGACUACUCCGCCACUAAUAUAGGACUUGGUUUUACUGGAAUCCAUCAAUUGGAUUCAGUUGAUUACCAAAUUGGGAGUAGCGGCGGUGGAGUUGGUCUUGAGCAGUGGAGGCUGCAGCAGAUGCAUCAGUUCCCAUUCAUGGGUGGGGUUGAUGUCUCCUCCGCGGCUCCAGCGGCAGGCACCGGGCUUUUUCCAUUUGAUCAAAAUGAUAAUGGUUUUCCAAGCGGUAGGAUGCUCACUAAAGCUUCAAGCUCUGGGAUUAUUUCUCAACUCGCUUCUGUCAAGAUGGAGGAUAGUUCUCACGGAAUUAAUUUACAAAGGCAGUACUUGGGUGUUACUGGGAAUGAUCAGUAUUGGGAUGGAAAUGGUGCUGGUGGUGGUGAUGGCGGUGUCGGUAAUGGCGGCGGAAGUGGAUGGCUGGGAGAUCUGUCGGGUUUCAAUUCCUCAUCUUCUGGCAAUAUAUUGUGAUUUGUGAGUUCAUUUACAACCCAAGAAGCAUUGCAAUUCUACUGAUUUGCUUCGAACCUUAAGGCUGUGGUGAUACUCGGGAAGAGAACUUUACAAGUUUAUGAUCAAGUAUAACUAUACCAUGAUCAUGGUAGGUUUCUUCAUUUUGAGUUUCUUCGGGUGGUGUUUAAUUUAGCUCUUUCUCGUUUUCUUUUUUUUUAUUCCUUUUGCAGUAGUCCUCAUAGGAUGGUUACUGAAUGUGGUGCACGAGUUCAUGGAGUCUGAACUUUAUAUAUAUAUAUAUAUGAAUCAUCUUAGGAGAACUACAAAUAUGCAUGGUCGAAAUUAGGAUCAAUAUUGUGUUUCAAUUUGUUAUAUGAUUAAGUUCCAGUAUGCUUCCUGUACCUAAGAUCACAGUUAAC